AUGGCCGACGCACAAACAACCUCGACGGACGCGCCUCCCGAUUCCCACAUCGACCAUGCCGCCUCCCUCCGAUACUGGAACAGCGUGGCCGCCAACUCCAAAACCAUGCUGGGCAUGCUGGGCAGCUACCCCUGGUACACGCGCAUCGAUCUCCGGGGCUCGAAGAUCUUCCUUUCCAAAGUCCGGCGCAUGAUCCCCAAUUGUCCGACGGAGGGGAAGCUCCGACUCGGGGUAGACUGCGGGGCCGGGGUCGGACGCGUCACGGAGGGACUUCUCAGUCAGGUCUGCGAGACGGUGGAUGCGGUGGAACCGGUUGAGAAGUUCCUCGAGGUGAUUCGGCAGUCGGAGUUGAAGCGCACCGGCGUGGUGGGGGAUAUAUAUCCGGUGGGGUUGGAGGGUUGGGUUCCGGAGAAACAGUACGAUUUGAUUUGGACGCAGUUCUGCGUGGGGCAUCUUACGGAUGUGCAGUUGAGGGAGUACUUUGUUCGGUGUCGCGAGGCGUUGUCGGACACGGGCGUGUUGGUGGUCAAGGAGAAUCAGUCGACGGAUCCGUUCGGGUUGGAUAUGUUUGAUGAGGAGGAUAGUAGUGUCACUAGGACGGAUGAGAAGCUUCGGUUGUUGUUUAAGGAGGCUGGGCUGGGGGUCGUCGCGUCGGAGUUGCAGUUGGGCUUUCCGAAGAACUUUAGGCUUCUGCCUGUGAGGUUUUAUGCGUUGAGACCGUUGACUUGAGGUUGGUUGGGGUAUGAGAUGAUUGAGUG
Molecule: messenger RNA, 758 nt
Organism: Aspergillus ibericus CBS 121593
Lineage: Eukaryota; Fungi; Ascomycota; Eurotiomycetes; Eurotiales; Aspergillaceae
Product: N-terminal protein methyltransferase
Exons: 1
Coding region: 1-729 (242 amino acids)
Biological process (GO): N-terminal protein amino acid methylation
Cellular component (GO): cytoplasm
Molecular function (GO): N-terminal protein N-methyltransferase activity
Source: RefSeq, a predicted model, not a curated record